UCUGAUCUCCCUGGAAUCUACAACUUUACGAACCCCAUCUUCUCGCUUAACGGCGGUCCGCUGGAAAAGCACCCAGGCGUAUACCAGACCGAUCUGAUCCUGGAGAAGUCUCUGGCACGUAUCGACGACAUCGCCAACAGCGACGACCCCGAGCGUCAUAAACACUUGUUCCCGGAUGCCAAGGUUCCGCGCGACCCGAACUUCAACCCGCUGGUGCAGGACAAGGUCGGCUGGAUCAACGCCAUUGACGAGCACUACCGCCAGCGUCUGCGCUCGCUGCAGGCCACUGACGAGCUCGUCGAGGCGGUGUUCAAGAAGCUGGAAGAGAAGAACCUGGUUGACAACACCUACUUUAUCUACACCACCGACAACGGCUACAUCUCGGCCACCACCGCAUGUUUGCUGGAAAGCAGACUCCGUAUGACACUGAUGUGCUCACACUUUGCUGCCACUGUCCUUGACCUCGCCAACAUUGAGCGUCCGGACGGACUGGAUGCCACGUCACUGUUUGACCCGAAGAAGACUGAAUCGUUUGCCAUCGAGUUCUGGAACAAUAACUUGUUGAGGGCUGUGCGUCUUGUGAGCAAGGACUUCAACAUCUACUACUCGGCAUGGUGCACACGCGAGCACGAGCUCUACGAGAUGAACAGCGACCCGUACCAGCUGGUGAACAAGUACAACCGGACGGAUCCCAAUUUCCUCAACCGCCUCGAUGCCCUGCUUAAUGUCUUGCAUGACUGCAAGGGUGAUGUGUGCCAGCGCCCGUGGAACACGCUGCACAAGGACGGCAAGGUCAAGAGCCUCAAGGAUGCGCUCAAGCCCAAGUACGAUGAGCACUACAAGGCGCUGCCCAAGUUCCGGUUCCUCGAGUGCAAGGUCUACUACGACCCAUAA
Molecule: messenger RNA, 894 nt
Organism: Linderina pennispora
Lineage: Eukaryota; Fungi; Kickxellomycota; Kickxellomycetes; Kickxellales; Kickxellaceae
Product: alkaline phosphatase-like protein
Exons: 5
Molecular function (GO): glycosaminoglycan binding; N-acetylglucosamine-6-sulfatase activity
Source: RefSeq, a predicted model, not a curated record